AUGCUCGCCCCUGCUACCAUCCGAACGGCGGUCCGAGCCUCGCGGGCUCCCCGCCUCGGCGCUCUCUCUCUGCCUGCUGCACGUCAGUUCCAAAGCACUUGGGCCAACGUCAAGGCUGGUCCUCCCGAUGCCAUUCUCGGUGUCACUGAGGCCUUUAAGCGCGACCAGGACCCCCGCAAGAUCAACCUCGGUGUUGGCGCUUACCGCGACGAGAACGGCAAGCCCUACGUGCUCCCCUCGGUGCGCAAGGCCGAGGAGCUCGUCAUCACCGCCAAGGGUGACAAGGAGUACCUGCCUAUCACCGGUCUCGCCGACUUCACCAAGAACGCCGCCGUGCUCGCUUACGGCAAGGACAGCGCUCCCAUCAAGGAGGACCGCAUCGCCAUCACCCAGUCCAUCUCCGGUACCGGUGCCCUCCGCAUCGGCGGUGCCUUCCUGCAGCGCCACUACCCGGGCGCCAAGACCAUCUACCUGCCUACGCCUUCGUGGGGCAACCACACGCCCAUCUUCCGUGACAGUGGUCUCGAGGUCAAGCAGUACCGCUACUACGACAAGAACACCGUCGGUCUCGACUUUAAGGGGAUGGUCGAGGACCUCAAGGCCGCUCCUGCCGGCUCGAUUGUGCUGCUGCACGCCUGCGCCCACAACCCUACCGGUGUUGACCCUACCAUUGAGCAGUGGAAGGAGCUGAGCAACGUGGUCAAGGAGAAGGGCCACUUCCCCUUCUUCGACAUGGCCUACCAGGGCUUUGCCAGCGGUGACACGGACAAGGACGCCUUUGCCGUGCGUCACUUUGUCUCCGAAGGCCACCAGAUCGCGCUCUCGCAGUCGUUUGCCAAGAACAUGGGUCUGUACGGUGAGCGAGUGGGAGCCUUCUCCGUGGUCACUGCCGACCCCGAGGAGCGUGCGCGCGUCGACAGCCAGAUCAAGAUCAUCGUCCGCCCUCUCUACUCGAACCCUCCCAUGCAUGGUGCCAAGAUCGCGGGCACCAUCCUGGCGGACCAGCAGCUGUACCAGCAAUGGCUGGGCGAGGUCAAGGGCAUGGCAGACCGCAUCAACGGCAUGCGAUCGACGCUCAAGGACCUGCUGGUUCAGGACCUCAACUCGAAGCUCAACUGGGACCACAUCACCAACCAGAUUGGUAUGUUUGCCUUCCUGGGCAUCUCGCCGGAGCAGGUGGCCAAGCUGGUCAACGAGCACCACGUCUACCUCACGGGCGACGGCCGUAUCUCGGUUGCUGGCAUCACCAACCAGAACGUUAAGCACCUCGCCGAGUCCCUGCACAAGGUUACCAGCUAG
This is a messenger RNA of Sporisorium graminicola, 1299 nucleotides long. RefSeq lists its product as uncharacterized. Lineage: Eukaryota; Fungi; Basidiomycota; Ustilaginomycetes; Ustilaginales; Ustilaginaceae. Gene Ontology annotation, molecular function: pyridoxal phosphate binding; L-aspartate:2-oxoglutarate transaminase activity. Bases 1 to 1299 code for a protein of 432 amino acids. The record is from RefSeq and is a predicted model, not a curated record. Gene Ontology annotation, cellular component: mitochondrion. The transcript has a single exon. Gene Ontology annotation, biological process: L-aspartate catabolic process; biosynthetic process.